Molecule: messenger RNA, 1134 nt
Organism: Ceratosolen solmsi marchali
Lineage: Eukaryota; Metazoa; Arthropoda; Insecta; Hymenoptera; Agaonidae
Gene: Tfb4
Product: transcription factor B4
Exons: 7
Coding region: 163-1050 (295 amino acids)
Biological process (GO): regulation of DNA-templated transcription; nucleotide-excision repair
Cellular component (GO): transcription factor TFIIH core complex; transcription factor TFIIH holo complex
Source: RefSeq, a predicted model, not a curated record
CGAUAGAGUGGAAAAUGUUGAAUUAACUGAUAUGACUCUAUGGUUUUAAUAUUUGAUUACAUUAAUUAAGUACAAAUUAGAAACUGCGCUGGCUCAGAACGUAAACAAAUUUCUUGAUGAAGAAACAAAUUGCUGUUUCAUUUUUGUAAAUAAACAAUCACAAUGGCAACAGAAAUUGAAAAAAGUCUUCUGGUAAUAGUUUUGGAUGUAAAUCCCAUGCAAAAGCUGGUCAAACAAGUUUUAACACAAUGUUUAGAUUCCACUAUUGUUUUCUCGAAUGCACAUCUAAUGCAAACAUCGAAUAAUCAUUUGGCAAUAAUGGCCUGUCACAGUCAAGGUGCUCAGUUUCUUUAUCCUCAAGAAAAAAUGCCGGAAGUGAGACAAUUUGAUGGCCAGUAUGAAAAGUUUACGCAACUUGAACGAACUAUUCGUCAACAAGUACAUAAAAUGAUUGGUGAAAUGUCUUUAGAUAGAAAAUGUAAUGAAGAAAGUUUAAUUUCUGGUGCCUUAUCAAUGGGCUUAUGUUACAUAGCCAGACAGGAGAGAGAAAAGUUUGCAGGUGAAAAAUUACACUCCAGAAUAUUAGUUAUUACCGCUAGUCAUGAUUCAGCCACACAAUAUAUGAAUUACAUGAAUAUAUUUUUCACUGCUCAGAAAAUGGGAAUAAUGUUGGAUGUCUGUAGUUUAGAUCAUGAAUUAACUCUUCUUCAACAAGGUUGUGAUUUAACUGGUGGUAACUAUCUUAAAAUACCACAACAAAAUGGACAACCACCAUUAGCUGGAUUACUUCAGUAUUUAUUGUGGGUCUUUUUACCAGAUCCUGUCGUAAGGUCAAAAUUAGUAUUACCACCACCUGUGAAAGUAGAUUAUCGUGCUGCAUGUUUUUGUCAUCAAGAAUUGGUUGAUACAGGUUUUGUUUGCUCAGUAUGUCUCUCAAUUUUCUGCAAAUUCAGUCCCAUUUGCACUACUUGUCAUACGGUCUUCAAAAAUCCUGCUCCAAUUCCAAUAAAGUUGAAAAAAAAAAAGAAAAACAUGGAUCUUGCACAUUAAACCUGUUUUACGUUUUAUAUAUUAGAUAAAUAAGUAAAUUGUAAAUUAGGAGAAAUGCACAUUUCAGUCACAUAAUUUUUGUUU